This is a messenger RNA of Anastrepha obliqua, 669 nucleotides long. RefSeq names its product jerky protein homolog-like. The transcript is spliced from 2 exons. Gene Ontology annotation, cellular component: nucleus. The record is from RefSeq and is a predicted model, not a curated record. Lineage: Eukaryota; Metazoa; Arthropoda; Insecta; Diptera; Tephritidae. Gene Ontology annotation, molecular function: DNA binding. Bases 1 to 669 code for a protein of 222 amino acids.
AUGGCAGAAAAUAAAAACCUAGACACUGCUGUUUACUCAUGGUUCAUGCAGAUACGUGCUCAAGCUCAAGCAGUAAAUGGUCCUUUGAUUUGCGAAAAGGCAUUAGAAAUGAACAGAAAGCUUGGGGGUAACAAUGAUUUUAAAGCAUCUACUGGUUGCCUCAAAAGAUUCAAGUCUAGGCACGGAAUUGGAGGACUAGAUAUUCAAGGGAAAAAGCUGUCAGCUGACAUUGAAGCUGCUAAAAAGUUCAAAGAAAAUUUUAAGAGUUUGCUUGUAAAGCAGUGUUAUAAGGACAGUAGCGUCUACAAUGCAGACGAAACUGGGUUAUACUGGAAGAGAAUGCUGACCAAAUCACUUGUCUCUAAAAAAGAAAGCGCAGCGCCUGGAUUCAAAGAUGCUGUUUACAUGGCAGAAGCGUGGGCUAAUGUCAAAGCGACUACUCUAAAGAAAUCCUGGAAUAAGCUUUGUCCAGCAGUUGAAUCCGAAGCUAGCCCUACAUCCGAAGAACCAACAAAUGAAAACUUUGUUUCAGAAAUGGUUGAGUUGAUAAAAGAGGUUUUAGGAUUUGAAGAAUGUGACCAAGAAAACGUGCAUGAAUGGCUAGAAUUUGACGAGGAUGAUCCUGGCUACGAAUUGUUUACAGACGACGAUAUAAUAGCACAGGUUUAA